Fukomys damarensis (Damara mole-rat) is the source of this 3273-nucleotide messenger RNA. It is a transcript of the gene Ccdc15, whose product is annotated as coiled-coil domain containing 15. The transcript has 12 exons. The record is from RefSeq and is a predicted model, not a curated record. Lineage: Eukaryota; Metazoa; Chordata; Mammalia; Rodentia; Bathyergidae. Gene Ontology annotation, cellular component: centrosome. Bases 230 to 2542 code for a protein of 770 amino acids.
UUACUAGAAAGUGGCGGUUAACUUGAGAUGGUUUCCUUAGUACCCUACGUAGUUUGAGUCUGUCGGGAAUUCUCUCUGUACCUAGCCAAUACGGUCUCAGCAGGACUACCCUCCUGGGGCCUCAGAAAUAGGCUUUUAUCUGGUCCGGAACUCCCAGUGGUUCAGCGCUUCUCUUACUGCAUAACAAUAACUACGUAUUUGAAUUUUGUCUCAGACCCAGGAGUCACAGAUGCCAGGACGUAUGACCCCCUUCAAGAAGCAUCGCAACACUAUAAAUUUGCCCAUGGCUUUAAACCCUAUGAAGAGCAAGGACGUGUUGGCAGUGCUGGCUGAGAGGAAUCAGGCUGUUGUACCAGUUGGGGCAUGGGUGGAACCUGCUUCACCAAAUAGCUCGGAAAUCCCGGCAUAUACUUCAGCAUAUAUAAUUGAAGAAGAACUAAAGGAACAAUCAAGAAGAAAAGAAGAAGCUUUGAAACAUUUUCAGAGACAAGUCAAACACCGAGUCAAUCAACAAAUUAGGCUGAGAAAAAAGCAACAGCUUCAGAAGUCUUAUGAAGCAGCAGAAAAAGAAGGUUCUAUAGCUAUGCAAUCUUUUGCUCCAGCACACUUAACUCCUAAAAGUACAAGUGUUUUUCCAAGCAAUUUGAAUGCUGCUUUUGGAAGUUCUAGGUUGCCUCCUUCCCAGGUACUUAGGGAUGCAAUAGAAGAUGGAGAAACUCAGAAUGAAUUGUUCCAACAACAAGCCCAAGCUCUUAGUCAGACCAUGAAACUGGCACGUCAUCGAUUGGCAUCCUUUAAAACUGUGAGUGAAAAAAUGGCAUCAGUGUUUCCAAAUGGUAAAAGGAAAACCUCUCUCACCCAAGAGAAAGUAAAAUUCAAAAACCCAUUAUUUGUUGUGAUGGAAGAGAAAGAACAAAAUCAGUGGCAUUAUCAGGAUCUUCAGAAUAUUCUGCCAGAAGCGCAGGGUGAUUUGAUAGAAGUCCAGAAUGUUGAGUCUGAAGCUCAGAGUGUUGAGCCAGAUACCCAGGCUAUUAAGCUGGCAGUUCAGUCUGCUGAGCCAGAAAGCCAGGCCGCUGAACCAGAAGGCCAGGUCAUUAAGACAAAAACUCAGAGCAUUAUGUUAAAAACCUAUAGUUUCAAGCUAGAAGAUGGAAAUACUGAGUUGGACGUUCAGAAUUUUCUACCCCCAAGUCAGGUCUUUCUACCAAAAGACCAGAGUAUUCUACCCAAAGACAACUGUGUUUUCCCCAAAAGCCAGAAUACUCUACACAACUGUCAGGACCAGGAGUUUCUACUUAGAAACCAGGAUGUUUACCCCCCAAAACAGGAUAUUCUACUCAAAUGUCAAGAUGAGGAUUUUCUACCUGAAGACUGGGAUUUUCUUCAUAGAGACCAGUGUGUCCUUCCCAGAGACCAAAAUAUUCUACCCAAAUGCCAAGAUCAAGACUUUCUACCUGCACACCAGGGUUUUGUACCCAGAGACCAGUAUGUUCUUCCCCAAAACCGGAAUGUUCUACCCAAAUGUCAGGACCAAGACUUUCUACCUGAAGACCAGGAUUUUCUACCCAGAGACCAAUGUGUUCUUCCCCAAAAUGAGGAUAUUCUACCUAAAUGUCAGGACCAAGAUUUUCUACCAAAAGGUCAAGAAUUUAUCUCCAAAGAUCACUGUAUAAUACCCAACUGUCAAGACCAGAAUUUUCUUCCCAAAGACCAGAGUGUUCUUCCUAAAGACCAGAAUAUUCUAUACAAAUGCCAGAAGCAGAAUUUCCCACCUAUAGAUCAGGAAGCAACUUUGAAGCCACCAGCACCAAUUAUGAGAAUCAGACAAGGGAAAGAGGAGCUUCCUCUGAAUGUCCAUCAGGAUCUAUGUAGGCAUGAUCAGGCCUCCACCAGGGACAAGGUUUAUAAGUAUCAGUCAGGACUGAGUGCUGAAUUCCAAGCUUCUCUGGCCAUUCAUUCUGGAAUAGAGCAAGAAGAGGAAAAGAAAGAGCGUCAAAAGCAAUACCUGAGACAUAGAAGACUUUUUAUGGACAUUGAAAGAGAACAAAUAAAAGAACAAAAACGGCAAAAGGAACAAAAGAAGAAAACUGAAAAAAUUAAGAAAAAGAAAGAACAACAACGUUAUGUUGAAGAGCAGAGGGUCAUAAGAAUGAGCUCUCAUGGAGCACCAUAUUCAGAGGAGAAGACGAGUGACAAUUUAGGCCAGUUACAACUUGAAGAAAUAAAAAGUGCCAGAGAAAAGCACCAACAGAGAGAAAAAGAACAUGUAAGAUAUGUAGAAGCUUUACGUGCCCAGGUCCAGGAGAAAAUGAAGCUAUAUAAUAUUACUUUACCACCACUGUGCUUUUGUGGUCCUGAUUUUUGGGAUGCUCAUCCUGAUACCUGUGCCAACAAUUGUAUUUUCUAUAAAAACCAUAGAGCAUAUAAUCGAGCACUGUACUCAGUCAUCAGUUCCUCAGAUGUCUCUGAGGGAAAUUCAGCUCUUCGAAGCGCCAUUCAUAAUUUUGCUUCUGCACACAAACGGAUUUUGAAGAAACUGUAAUAAGAACUGAAAUCAAGUGAAUCAACUGGUAGUAUUUCAGUGUUCAUUUUAAAUCAACCCUGAGAAAUUAUUUAGGAAAAGCUGUUAAAGUAUAUAAGAUGUCUUAGCUGGAAAGAAAUACUAUUCAACAUAAUUAUCUCUGUAAUUAGAAUUCUGCCUUGGGACCAAGACUGAAAGCUUACUUCCAAAACGUGUUUCUUCUUUAUUAUGGAUCAUAGAGAGCCUGUUAUUUUAAAAACUGAUUGGACAGAUAAGGUUUCUUGUAGUCCUGCUCUGCUCGGAUCUCAGAAGGUCAUGAGAAACCUUUGAGAUGACCUCAUUAUUAUCUUUCUAAAGUGGUGUCUUUGAAUCUUGACCCUCUUUGAAAAUAUUUAGAUAAAGCAGAAAGGAAAAUGAUAACACAGGUUUCUGAGCACCAAUAGCCAUCUAUAUUGCCAUUAGCUUUUCUAGUUGUGUAUAACAAAGAUGAGAAGAAUCUGAAUUUGAUACAUGUUUUCCUCUCAAAAUUUUGACUCUCCUAGUUUUGUUUUGUUUUUUAAUUUAUUGACUCUUUUCCCAUUCAGUGACAUUGAACAUAAGGGUUUUCUUUUUCAAUUGUAUAGUUUUUUUUACUGCAAAAAGUCAAACCCUGUGUCAUUUGAAUAUCUUCUGUAUAAAAUAAUUGUGAGGAGCCUUUCAGAAAAUGAACCUGUAGUCAAAGUGAAUUAAGUCCUAUCUUAUUUCCCUAUCUU